Cuscuta campestris is the source of this 738-nucleotide messenger RNA. The record is from the annotation of a GenBank genome assembly. NCBI's taxonomy places the organism in Eukaryota, Viridiplantae, Streptophyta, Magnoliopsida, Solanales, Convolvulaceae.
GGGUUCUCUAAUCCAUCGUCAUCUCCCGGGGCCUCGUUUGGGGCAUUGCGCAGGACAGGGAGCUAUCCGUAUGGAUCACCAGCACCAUCGCCAAACAAACCUUUACUCAACACUACUAUUACUCCGCCGCCCCUUCUCCCGUCCGCCACACCAAACAAGCCCUUAGUCACUGCCUUUCACUCUUCCGUCCAAUGGAAAAUCCACUCCGAGGCCUCAAAGAAAACCAACAAAUUGAUGGUUAUAGACUUCACAGCAACAUGGUGUGGACCUUGCAAGACAAUGGAACAACCUAUCAAUGAACUUGCUUCUCAAUUCAGAGAUGUCGACUUUGUCAAGAUUGACGUCGAUGAACUCAUCGAUGUGGCUGAAGAGUUUAAGGUGAAGUGCAUGCCAACAUUCGUCCUGAUGAAGAGUGGGAAAGUGGUGGAUAUGGUUGUGGGAGCAAAGAAAGAUGAACUCCGCGACAAAAUUCUCAAACACAGAAACUAAUUACAAUUACUAUAUGCAUGAAGAACGCGUAAUAACUUGCAGUGGAGCAUAUAAUAAGAAUAAUACAUGAAGGCCUUGGGCAAAAUUAAAAACAGUAGUACUGUAUUUUAUAGUUGUCGUGAUUUAAACUGGACGAGAAUACACUGAGACAGAAGGAGUAUCAAUAAUUGUACCUCGGAGUAUUUGUUACCUUGCCAUAUAUAUGAAAACGUAUGGUAAAAUAGUUUACAUUAAAAUUGUUACCAAAUU